AUGAGGUCUCUUAGAGAGUUGUAUUUGGAUGGAGUGAAUAUUUCAAGUCCAAGUAGUGAAUGGUGUGAAACCACAUCGCUGUCACUUCCCAAGCUGAGUGUUUUAAGCAUGUCCAACUGCGAUUUGAGUGGGCAUUUUCCAGCAGAAUUUUUCUUAUUGCCCAAAAUGCAAAGAAUUGAUAUUUCAGGAAACUCUCGUCUCAUGGGCCAACUGCCAGAAUUUCCAAUUAACAACUCUUUGGAGGUGUUGUCAUUGCGAUAUACUAAUUUCAGUGGUAAAUUGCCAGAAUCAAUCAGCAAUCUUAAAUUGUUGAGAGUUUUAAUUCUUUCUAAACUUGGCCUCAACUUUAACUCAAGUUCUGGAUCCAUUCCAGCAUCGGUUGCAAAUCUCAGUAACCUUAUGGAAUUGGAUCUAAGUCAUAACAAUUUCAAUGGUUCAAUCCCUCCAUUUCAUAGAUCUGGAGUUCCAAAUCUUGCAUCUCUUGAUUUGUCAUGGAACCACCUUUCUGGAUCAAUACCUUCUUCCUUAUUUACUUUUUCAACAUUGCAAACCCUCUCCCUUGGAUACAACAACUUUAGUGAUUACCAAUUAAAGCUUGACAGUAGUAGCAUACCAGAUUUUGGAGGAGCAACCCUACUGUCCACUCUUCAACUCAAUGACAAUAAAUUGGAAGGGAAGUUGCCGAGGUCAUUAGCCAAUUGCACAUCUCUCAAAAUUUUAAACCUUGGAAACAAUACUCUGCACGACACAUUUCCUUUGUGGUUGGGAAAGUUGCCUCGUUUGAUGGUUCUUAUACUACGAGCAAACAGGUUUUAUGGUCCAAUUAAACAUUUGGAAAAUAAUUUUCCAGCACUGGAUGUACUAGACAUUACUUCCAAUAAAUUUUUUGGUAAACUAUCGAUUGAAUUCUUCCAAGCCAUACAUAAGCUAAGGUCACUCAAAAUCAACGGGAACAACUUGGAAGGGAAGUUGCCAAAGUCUUUAGCCAAUUGCAGAAACCUUGAAGUUUUGGAUCUUGGGAAAAAUAUGAUACAUGACACAUUUCCUUACUGGUUAGUGAAAUUGCCUCUCUUGAAGGUUCUUAUACUAAGAUCCAACAGAUUUUAUGGUUCCAUUAAAUUUUCCGGAGAUGGAAAUGCUUUCCCAAUGUUACAUAUACUGGAUCUUGCUUCCAAUAACUUUUCAGCAUUAGGAAGCUUAACCGAGCUCGAGUCAUUGGAUCUCUCCCAAAAUAGUCUCUCGAGAAAGAUUCCUCUACAGCUUACAAGCCUAACUUUUCUUGGAGUGCUGAAUCUCUCUUACAACCAACUUGAUGGAAGCAUUUCACAGCGCUACCAAUUCGGUACAUUUUUAAAUGAUUCCUACAUAGGAAACACAAGAUUGUGUGGGGUUCCUUUGACAAAGAAAUGCAAUGAAGUUGGUUCGCAAAUGCUGCCGCAAAAGGAGGGUGAAGAUUCGUGGAUAGAUGGUUUAUCUAUUUGGAAAGUCGUGUUGAUGGGAUAUGGAUGUGGAUUGGUGAUUGUAUUUUCUAUUGGAUAUACAGUGCUGAAUGAGUUUGGAAACAAAUGGAUUGCUAGUUUUAUUCGGAAAUGGAAAAGAUCUAGGUGA
Molecule: messenger RNA, 1608 nt
Organism: Gossypium raimondii (Peruvian cotton)
Lineage: Eukaryota; Viridiplantae; Streptophyta; Magnoliopsida; Malvales; Malvaceae
Product: receptor-like protein Cf-9 homolog
Exons: 3
Coding region: 1-1608 (535 amino acids)
Molecular function (GO): protein binding
Source: RefSeq, a predicted model, not a curated record